AAAUCUGGUUCAUGAAGGCAGUCGUAAUAUCAGGAACCAGUUUCUUGUUGGAUGGUCGAGGUGGAAUUACUGGUGUUAUCGUGGUCGGGAAUCGAAGCGAUUCCUGGAGGUGAUACCAAGGUUGGCUUGAGAAUGUCGCGCAGCGCCUUGCCUUCAUAGCACCUAUCUCUUCGUUCUGUUGGAGGCUUUAGUCAGAUAAUGAUCGCCCUCCUCGCCACUCUGUUGGCCUUCUGAGACCACCAGCACAUUAUGAAGCCUGUAGGUCUCGUUAAAAAGGCGAAGCGAUUACUACUUGCUAGAGGAGUCUUCGGACUUGUGCGAACAGUCAUAUCGGUGUCCUUAGUUCUACUUGUCACUCAACAACUGCUUUUCAUGCGCGCACGAGAUCUGUUGUCGAGCGCUCCUAACGCUGGUGAUGGUCUAUCGGGUGUGCGUUACUUUUCAGGCAACAACGGCUUAUACCGUGCAAAGAUUAAAUCAAGCGGCGAAUCUACCCCCAGCUUACGGACCCGGCUGUCUCACGGGAUGCACGCUGCUGCCGGCCACCAUAACGAAAGCACGGAGCGACCAAAGCCGAGCGUCCCUAAGAGCGGCCACGGCGACGCCCGGCAGGCGUCGAGCUCGAAGCUGGUGGAGUGCUUCCUGUCCGCCAAGUCGUACCUGACGAUCGCGGACGAGGUGCAGGACGAGAUCCUCAUGGAGCACGUCAAGCAGGAGGUUCACCGAUGCCUCGGCCUUCUCGACCAGGCAUACGCCGGCGGGGCACGCGACGCGAUCGCAGUGCCCGACGAAGCGCGUCCGAAGCAGAAGCGGAAACGACCGCUCCGAGAAGGGAGAGCGCUGUCCAGAUUGAAGCUGAAGCUCGAGGCAGCGGAGCAGCAGGCGAAGAACAUGCUGCUGCAGAGCAUGGUGUUCAGCCAGAUAGCCUCUCGCGCUAUUCCGCAGCCGCUACACUGUCUCUCGCUCCGGCUGACCAUGGUCCACAGCACGCACCCCGAGCUGAGUAGGACGGAUAGGGUUGAUCCUAGGCUGUGGGACCCUGCCCUCCACCACUACGCCUUGUUCUCCGACAAUGUCGUCGCCGUUGCAGUCGUCGUCAACUCAACUGCCACGAACGCGGUCAACCCGUCGGAACAUGUGUUCCACGUCAUCACCGACAGGAUGAACUACGCCGCCAUGAAAGCCUGGUUCUUUCUCAACCCCCCACGUGGGAAUAUGGCUCUCGAGGUCCGCUGCUUGGACGAGUAUCCGUGGAUCAACCCUGCGUACGUACCUGUGUUGAGGCAAAUUGAAUCCGAGGCUAUGCGUGAUUACUACUUCCGGGCGUCCGUGGCAUCCAAAGUCGGUGCAACGCACGCCAAGGAGGACUACGUGGAUCUCAAGUAUCGCAACCCCAAGUACCUGUCGAUCCUGAACCACCUGCGCUUCUAUCUUCCGCGAAUAUUCCCUCAACUGGAUAAUAUCCUGUUCCUGGAUGACGACGUGGUUGUGCAGCAGGACCUGACAGACCUAUGGAAGAUUCCCAUGAACGGCAAGGUCAACCUGGCUGUUGAAACCUGUGGGAAGGUGUUUCACCGAUUCAAGACUUACCUGAACUUCUCAAGUCCCUUUUUGGCUAACUUCGAUCCUGAGGGGUGCGGAUGGGCUUUUGGAAUGAACAUGUUCAACCUGGCUGCCUGGCGGCAGGGCAACUACACUGACAAGUACCACUUCUGGCAAGACAAGAACGAAGACCGCACGCUCUGGAAGCUGGGCACGCUUCCUCCUGGCCUGCUGACAUUCUACAACGCCACUGAGCCUCUGGACAAGCGGUGGCAGGUGCUGGGCCUGGGCAGCAAGAGCACGGUGGAUGUGGGGCUUGUGCAGCGGGCAGCUGUCAUUCACUUCAAUGGCCACGCCAAGCCAUGGCUAGAACUUGCCAUCCCGGUCUACCAGAGAUUCUGGACGCGAUAUGUUCCAUACGACAACCCUCUGCUCCAGCAGUGCAAUUUCAGAGCGCCCAAUGCUGCUGCUGCUGACUAGCGGUACUGACAGCCAUGACUUGCUACUAACUCCUAACCUUGGUCUAACAGGUAGCUGUAGGUUCUUAGUUUUGAGGACGUGUUCAGUGCUGGGUGGAAACAUGGCCACAAUUGCUGUCACAGUUGUAGGUAUGCCAGCUGAAGCUGACACUCCUUGCCUGGGUUGACUGCUGCUUGCGACCAGGCUGUUACUACCUCACAUUCAUUCUCUGAGAAGUGUCGUGGCACUGGGAUAAACCCGUCGAUCCACUCUCUAUCUCUAGGCAGGGUACUGGGGGGAGGCUUUCCUCGGGGAAGGUGGAUAUAUAGAGCCUAACCCUCCGGAUGAUAUCUCUUCUUGUCCUAGUAGUGGUUAGGACUGCUGACGUCAUGACCAGGGCCUCA
This is a messenger RNA of Closterium sp. NIES-67, 2405 nucleotides long. NCBI's taxonomy places the organism in Eukaryota, Viridiplantae, Streptophyta, Zygnematophyceae, Desmidiales, Closteriaceae. The record is from the annotation of a GenBank genome assembly.